CUAAAAAUAGGAAGGACACAAAAAAUUUGCUUGUCACUGUGCUCACAAUUUGUAUGGAUGAAUUAUCUAAAUACUAUACAGCAAGCUGAAAAAGUCAGUUUAAUGAUCGACUUGAUCUUGAUCUUCUUCAGAGAGAAAGCAUAAAUUUUUUAUUCAGUUAUCCAGCUUCACAAUGGUUCCUGAUAUAGAGCUUGUUCAUCUUACGGAUGAAGAAUUCUUGAUUCACAGAGCAAAAGAGUUCCAAGCUUCAGAUCAAAGUGCUUCUAAAGCUUGGUUGAUCACGGCCCAGGUUCUUUAUCCAAGCACAUUCAAAAUCCAGUUUGAGGUUUACCUUAUUGAAAAAGCUGCCAAAAAUGUCAGUGGAGCAGCAAGAUGUCUCAGUUCACUAAUUCAGGACUUCCCACAAGAAUCACUCUUAUUCCUGGAAAUUGAUGCAAUAAUGCUUGCUGUUCAAGCAAGCAACAGCUUUUCUAAUGACAAUGAACUGGAUUUUAUGCCUCCCGCUGAUAUUGGAAGCCCAUCAAUACCUGGGCCUGAUGUUUCUCCAGCAGAUGAAAAAACACAUUUCCACACCCAGAUUUUCUAUGCACUUCCCAAGCAUAUUCAGCGAGGCCUUGUGCUGAAUGCCGCUGAGCGUUGCACUGAUACUAUGAGUCACUGCUCUCUUCUGCUAUUGCUCACUUCUCAUUUUCCUGAAACAACACAUCUUCAAGCUCCCAACCUUGUUGAGACUCUACUGUCUGCUGAGAAAAUGUGUCCCAGCCCUCUGAACCCAUACCGGAAGAAACUUGUAUGCUCGGUCCUACCUGUGCUGGUGGGGGGUGAAGCGAGUGGAGUGCAGGUGUCUUUCCAGCUUCUACUUCACCUUCUGUGUUUAGCUCUUGAGUACUACACUGCACUUCUGUACUCCAGCCCUGUGCGCUUGCUGGCUGCUCCCAAAAGCUCAGGCUCAGUGAGCACCGGCUGUGGCAGUGAGAACAGCAGCCCAGGAUGCGCACAACUGUGGAGUCAAGUCUUCUUGUGCAUCCGACAACUUGGUGCAAGAUUUGACUGGGUCUUGGCCAAACACUUUACUCCUGAUGCCAACAGAGAGGGGAUUUUACAACACGUUCAGGCUGUAAUGAAGACCAUUUCAACUGGGCCUCCUCUGGAUAAUGAGAAGAGUAGGAUGGAGCUUCUGUAUGUCAUUACAAUCUUAUUUCUUCAUGCUCUUCAUGAGUACACUACCAACAUCAAACAAGAGGCACAAAUGAGCUCAAGCGUGGGGCUGACGCUGGUCGAGGCAUUCACGGCGUCGGCAGCUAACAGUCGCAGCAGCUCCGUGUGCAGUGACGACUUGGAUGUCCUGUCGCCACCACGACCUAAACGGCAUAGAACCUCACAGGACAUUGACACUCUGGUGCCCCACAUCAGCGUUGGGCAGGGCGAGGGUGUAUGCAGUGGAGGUCUGCCCCAGGCCUUGACCACGGCCAUCAAGUGCUGGGACUUGCUGCACUCGCACUCCAAGCUCAGAUCUGAGUUCACGGCGCUACUGGAGCGUCUGAAGGUGGGGUCGCCGUUGCGGGCGUUCAGGGUGGACAUGUUGCUGCACGACUUCCGUCUCACCGAAGCCAACAGAGAAGUGCGAGCCAUGCUCGCCGCGUCCAGCCUCGACGUCGACUCGCCCGCCUCACCCAAACCUGCCGUCCCUUUCUCGCCCCUCGAACUCCGGCUUAAACUUGCUUCUAUCAAUUACGCACUAAAUAAUUUCUCGGGUGCCACUGAAGCUGCCCUGGAGGCGAUCCGACUCCUGCCCCCUCCCUCAGCCACCGCCCCAACACUCCCCGGCUCCUCUGCUGCGCUUCUGCCUCCUGCUCACUCCACCACAGCCUCCUCCUCCUCUUCCAGUAUCACCAUCACUGCCGGGUCAGAGCGACACCUGCAUCUGUUACCGCUGUCGCGAGCGCACUGCCUGCAGUUCAUUGUUACCUUGUUAAUAAAUGCGCUUAAAACACGAGUUUUCCAGCACAAAUUCCAUGACGAUCUCAGCAUUGGCCACCUUCUCACUCUCGUUCAGUUUGAGUGGCCAAAGCACGAGCUGGUCUUCAUGGAGCUGGUAGGCCUGCUGAUCAAACAAGGGAGCCUGAACUACGAGCAGUUCUCUUUGUACGUCACCACGCCCGAGAUUAUCGAGGAGCUCGUCUACCUCCACACCCGCGACGGCGGUGGGCUUCAUCUCGACAUCGUACCUCCUCCACCUCACAUCAGCAAAAUGCAGCGCACGGUGUCGACGCGAGGUGCAGACCGAGGCUCCAAACACGACUUCAAACAGGCCAUGCGGAAGCAAAUGCAGCGAUGCGAUGAAUCAGUUGCGCAAAAUAUUAUUACUUUUCUUGAAAAUGAGGGUCAAAGCUUGCAUCAAAAUUUUAUGUAAAGUUCGAAAAAUAUUGUGAAAAAACUACUGAAAAUUUAAAUAUGCAGGCUAGAUCUAGAAUUCGUUUUGCAUUUCGUGGUGAUGUAUUUGGAUCAUUCCAUCUAUCUGUUGGGAAAAUUAGUAGCAGAUCGCUUUUACUCUAAUUCAACGACUCUUAACUUGUAGGAGAUAUUUCUUUCCAAAUCAAUGGAUGAAAAGACUGAGUAAAGUUUACCAAAGUUUGGGAGCGUUUGAUCUUCCUACUGGCACUGUAUGAUGCUACAAUAAAAUUAUUACGCCGUCUACCGCGAAC
This is a messenger RNA of Hyalella azteca, 2705 nucleotides long. It is a transcript of the gene IntS10, whose product is annotated as integrator complex subunit 10. The transcript is spliced from 14 exons. Lineage: Eukaryota; Metazoa; Arthropoda; Malacostraca; Amphipoda; Hyalellidae. The record is from RefSeq and is a predicted model, not a curated record. Gene Ontology annotation, biological process: snRNA processing. Gene Ontology annotation, cellular component: integrator complex. The coding region runs from base 173 to 2413 and encodes 746 amino acids.